Rotaria socialis is the source of this 1278-nucleotide messenger RNA. NCBI's taxonomy places the organism in Eukaryota, Metazoa, Rotifera, Eurotatoria, Philodinida, Philodinidae. The record is from the annotation of a GenBank genome assembly.
AUGGAUUUUCAUUCAUUGAUGGGUCAAGCUUCAAAUAUGAUGUUGGGCAAACGAAAUGAUGAUAGUCUUUCAGAUCGACUUAAUUAUCGUUAUUCUGUGUCAAUUUUGAUUGUAUUAGCAAUAAUUAACAUGAAUCGUCUUUAUACAGAUCAAAUCAAAUGUUGGGUGCCAGCAUUCUUUACGCCGAACUACGACGAAUAUGUACGAUCGGUAUGUUUCGUACAAAAUACUUAUUAUGUUAAACAUGACGAUAAAACGCCGAAAACAUUUCAAGUUAAAAAAGAAAAUGAAAUCUUAUACUAUCAAUGGAUUCCAUUUGUUCUUUUAAUCAAAGCAUUUCUAUUCUAUAUUCCACGUAUAUCAUGGAAUACACUCGGACUGAAAAGUGGUAUACAAGUAUCCGAUCUUGUCGAAUCAUCAUUCGAUUAUAAACUUCCAACAGCUGAUGCAACACACCGCCAAAUGUGUUUAGACUAUGUUGUUGAUAGUAUUGAUCAAUACUGUAAUGAUCAUCGGCGACAAAGCGAAGAACGGAUUCAUGCCAAUAUAUUUCAACGUAUUUUAAUAACUGGCUGGUGUAUGAGUGGAAAAUAUCUUGGCAACUAUCUUGUUGUGUUAUAUAUGACAACGAAAUUCAUGUAUAUAGUUGUAUCGGUAUUACAAAUAUUUCUUCUGAGUGUUAUGUUAGGAUCAAAUUUUGCACUCUAUGGUAUACAAGUACUAGAUCGAUUUUUUCGAGGUGUUCAUUGGGAUACAGAAUCACGUUUGUUUCCAAAGACAACGCUAUGUGAUUUUACAAUUCGUGAAUUUGGUCAUCCAAAGCGUUCUCACGAUUAUACGGUUCCUUGUGUUUUACCAUUGAAUCUAUUUAAUCAACAAAUGUUUACAUUUCUUUAUUUCUGGUACGCAAUUGUUAUUCUACUUAAUAUUUGUGAUUUCAUCCUGUGGUCAUAUUCUAUUACACCAAGAAAUCGUCUCGACUUCAUUCGUAGGCGUCUACAUACAAGAAAGCAUUCGUCAAUAAAGGAAAUGCAUGAUCAAUCAAAGAUUAUUGAAUUUACUCAUGGGUAUCUUGAAGCCGAUGGAUUUUUUAUUUUAUCAUUGAUAAAAGAGAAUAGCUCUGAUUAUGUCGCAGCGGAAAUUGUUUAUCGUUUAUAUACAGAAAAAUUUCUAAGGAAAUAUCACAAUAAGAUAACAACCGCAGCCAUCUAUGAUCAUAUAAAUGGUCAAAACGAGAAUGUUUCGAAACGACGCCAUCUUUGUUCAUUGAUUUGUUAA